Messenger RNA from Astrephomene gubernaculifera, 1983 nucleotides. The record is from the annotation of a GenBank genome assembly. Lineage: Eukaryota; Viridiplantae; Chlorophyta; Chlorophyceae; Chlamydomonadales; Astrephomenaceae.
AAGAGGUGUUAAGAUUUGUGUACAUUAUAAUCCGUUGAUACUUUUGUAAGCUUGAGUUGCAGGCGGCAAGCGACUCUCACUUCACUAGCUAACAACUGUAAUCAGCGAUAGAAAGCUGUUGUAACAUCUCCAUAGUGACCCUUCGUUAGUACCAUGCAAACCCUUUUAGGCAGGCGCACAGGGCGACCGUUCACGGCGCAGCGAUGCCAACCAUCAGUACCCACGGUUGUGAGGGCCCCGUCGACGCGCCGUGUCCGAGCUGCGUGCCAGGCCAAGCUACAAAUGCGAGAGGUGAUUGAGAAGCUAAUCGCUCGCGAGGACCUAACCGAGCAGCAAGCAGAAGAUGCACUGACGACCCUGCUGGGCAACUUCGUACCGGAGCAAGCGGCGGCAUUCCUGGUGCUGUUGCGAUCCAAGGGCGAGACGCCGGCUGAGAUCGCGGGUCUGGCUCGGGCCAUGUUGGAGCAGGCGGUGCCGGUGGAGACCUCGCAGCCAGUGGUUGACAUCGUGGGCACGGGCGGCGACGGCAUCGGCUCCGUCAACAUCUCCACCGGCGCCUCCAUCCUGGCGGCGGGGGCGGGCGCGCGGGUGGCCAAGCACGGCAGCCGCUCCGUGUCUAGCCUGUGCGGCAGCGCGGACGUGCUGGAGGCGCUGGGUGUGUCCAUCGACCUGGGACCCGCCUCCAUCCGCCGCUGCCUGGACCAGGCGGGCAUCGCCUUCAUGUUCGCACCCCGCUACCACCCGGCCAUGCGGGCGGUGAGGCCGGUGCGGUCGGCACUCAAGGUGCGCACGGCGCUCAACAUGCUGGGUCCGCUGCUCAACCCCGCACACGCCGCGUACGGGCUGGUGGGGGUGUACGACACAUCCAUCUCGGAGCUCAUGGCGGGGUCGCUGAUGCGCAUGGGUGUCCGUAAGGCCCUGGUGGUUCACUCCAUGGGGCUGGACGAGCUCACCCCCAUGGGCCCUGCGGACGUGGUGGAGGUGGCGGCGGGCGGCGCGAUGCGGCGAUACACGCUGGACCCACGGGACGUGGGCAUCCCGCGCUGCGAGGUGGAGGACCUGAAGGGAGGCGAUGCGGCGCUGAAUGCGGCCAUCCUGCGGGACGUGCUGGCGGGGCAGCGAGGUCCGGUGGCGGACGCGUUGGUGCUGAAUGCGGGUUACGCGCUGGCGGCUGCGCAGGUGGCGGGUAGCCCAGCGGAGGGGGUGGCGCUGGCGGCUGAGGUGCAGCGGCGGGGGGAUGCCACGCGCGUGUUGGACACUUGGGCGGCGGUUAGCCAGCAGUGCGCGAAGCAGGAAAGGGAGGAGCAGGCGGGGGCGGUGGUGGCGGCGUGAGGGCGGGAGCUGCCUAUGCAAGGGGGGGUGCAUGAAGGGGUGUGUUAAAAAAAUGGCCGCCGUACUGUGUUGUGGGGGGUGUGUUGGGGGUUGGAGACUGAGGAAGAGCAGCAGGGUGGCAGGACGUGGGAUCGGAAAGGGUAGAGGCUCAGAGGGUGUGGCCAUUAGCAGGGCCCAGUGCAGGAGGGCAUGCGUGGUGAACAUUAUAAAUAUGUGCAACAACACAGUCCCAGUUCCGAAUCCCGACUCAUGCAGUGAGCGCAUUCGGAGACACUAUCCUAGGAACACAUGCAGGGUGCGGGCAUGCGGGGUGGGGGAAAGCCAGCGGGCUAGGGGUACACGAGGAGGGACAUGGGGACGGAGGCUGGGUGCACUGGUGGCGGGUGUAGUACCGGUAUUAGGGCGUUGUCAGCUGAAGGUAGGACGCUAACGGGACGUGAUGCGGUGGGGGGGGCGAUGGGUUACUUAACUUGGUUACGUCCCGUUUGGUUGCAGCAACGGUUGCUGGAUACUUGGGCGGCGGUCGGACAUCCAGUUGAUAAUUUGAUGGCACCAUGACACACAGCCAAUCGGACUCGCAGUCCUGCCAAGGGGCCUGGGGGGUUGCUGCCCUCGUGUCGUGCCGCGGUUACAACUGCCUGAAAAAGGAGC